GUCCAGCCGGAAUACGAACAGCUCACAAGUGUCGCGUUCUUCAGCCUCGUGCAGGAUUGCAGUCCUACCAGGUGGGAAGGUGGACGUGCUUUAUCCUUCUCUGCAAUCUCAGAGGAAAUGGAUAUUAUUGGGCGGGGCCGCGCAAGGCUGAGGGCCUAGAGACACUCAAGUUAUUGGCUCCACUGCUAUGGAGAACUGACCCUCAACACCAAUUGUGCUCAGGCAUAUUCUACCCAUACUUCAGUGAUCCUGUUCAAAUCACAAGUCGCAGCAUGAGCUACUACUUUACACAUAUGAGCGGAGGUGCCUUUGAACUAUUCUGCCACCGCAGUUACAUGGCCGGAACCCAGAUCAGACACAUAGUCACCCGAGUAGGGAGAACACGUGAUAUGAUUGCUUACAUAAUAUGAUCGGAAAUAAAUGUGGUGUGUGAGUGCGCAUUGGAUAUGGCUGCUCCGAGGCCUUGACGCUCAGCUGUAGCAACUCAAUACAACUGCGAUUCCCUCCACGUACUGCGGCUCCGGUCGUCACGGAAAGGGCGACUUGAUACGCGCUGGCGGCAAUGAGCAAUGCUGGGACUUUAGCACUGCGCCUGGCAAGAAAAUGCUUGCAACACGCCUCGACAUGUCGACACUCGCUCAAUGCGGAGUCCAAUGCUCGCCCUCUCCUCAACUCUCCUCUGACUAGACACACCUUUUCUAGUCAAGCUUGGACCUCUGUACGUUCGCGAUGCGAAGGACAACAGCGAUGCUUUUCACAAGUGACCCGGUGCGCCUUCCGCCCGUCGCUCGUGGCAUACAAGCUCAAACCUUACGACAGAGAUGAUAAACCAGAGAAAGGGUUGAGGUUUCAGAAGGGCGAACUGACUAGUCGAGAGGUCAUAGACAUUUUUGGACCGAGGGCACCGCCCGUACCCUUUGCAAAUCGGCUUCUUCGAGUGCUUCAUGGACGCCGUCAUGAUGGCACCCUGGAUCUCCCGCUCCCCGAGGAUGUGCAGUCCGAGCUGCACAAAUACCCUCACGCUUUCGACGAUGGUCUGCAUUGGCUCAGACAGACAUAUCCCAUCGAUGAGGACGCCGCUAUUAUGGCGAGGAUUGAAAGAGAAGAGCAUGCUUCAGAACUGGACAGCCCAGCCGAGCUCAUACAGAGAGGGCAGGACCUCGGACUAUAUAAAGGACCUCAGAGCGGAUACUACCAUCAAAAAUUGAGCGACAAGGAAGGAGAUGUGUUUGGCGUCAGCGAACUUGAUCGACUGCGAUUAGAAAACGAAGCCGCCGCCCGCAGAGAAGAGGAGGAAAUACAGGCACAGGUUGACAAGCGCAUGGCACAAAUCCAAGCGGAGCGAACCCAAUCCCUUGCGCAACGACCGGAACAGGGUCUCGAGGCAGCAGAGGAAUUCAGACCUCCCAACAGCUUCGAAAAAUGGGUCCUCAAAGCACAAAAUCGAGCUCAGUCAAAGCUGACGCUCGAAUCCCCCGAGGUCACCCAGAAGACUUUGUUUCAGCGGCUGUUCCCGUCCUUCCUCCUAGUAUCCGUGCUAUGUGGCGCGAGCUACCUCUACUCUCAAUAUUGGACGCGACCGAGACAUGCAGACCGGUUCUUUCCCGACGUCUCACUUUCUGUUGCCACAAUAGGCACCCUGGUGGCGCUGAACGUGGCUAUUUUUGCAGCUUGGAGGAUGCCGCCCUUAUGGAACUCUCUAAACAAGUAUUUCAUCAUUGCACCGGCUUACCCUUACGCGUUCAGCAUGCUAGGGAGCCUCUUCAGCCAUCAGAAAUUUACCCACCUCUUGGCCAACAUGCUUACUCUGGUCCUCUUUGGUCUUCCUCUACAUGAAGAAGUCGGCCGUGGAACCUUUGUGGCCAUCUACCUCUGCUCUGGCCUGAUCGGAAGCUUUGCGAGUCUUGCUCGUCAUGCCGUUCAAUGUAACUGGCUGACGACAUCUCUCGGGGCCAGUGGAUGCACUUAUGGCAUCGUUGCUGCAUACUUGUAUCUUCAUGCUGAUUCUCGAUUUUCGAUUUUGUUUUUGCCGCCUGAUCUGGCGGAAAAGUUUUCAUUCACUGGAGGCGCUGUUCUGGCAGCUAUUACCGGGUAUCAUAUCAUUCGGGCCUUGGGCCCAGUGAAAAGGAUCGAUUACGUUGACCACCUGGGUGGGCUCGUGAGCGGAGUCGUCGCUGCUUGGUGGUGGAGGACCAAUAGAGAAAAAGAGAGGGAGCAAAGGAAAAGGAACGCUCCAUGGUGGCAGAGUAUCGUCGGCUCAAAAUAGAGAGAGGAGCACAUGAGAGAGGGAAUGGAAAAUCAAUAUACCAUUGUAUUUGAACCGGUGGACUGGGCAGACCCUCCUCCGCCAGCCGUGUCGGCUUGUAAUUUUACGCUUGUAGAAAUAUGACCAUGCUCACCACAUGUCCUCAAGGAUACGCGAGGAUUGCUGUAAAAUCUAGCUUAGUUGAUUUCCGA
Molecule: messenger RNA, 2457 nt
Organism: Exophiala dermatitidis NIH/UT8656
Lineage: Eukaryota; Fungi; Ascomycota; Eurotiomycetes; Chaetothyriales; Herpotrichiellaceae
Product: rhomboid-like protein
Exons: 2
Coding region: 563-2266 (567 amino acids)
Cellular component (GO): membrane
Molecular function (GO): serine-type endopeptidase activity
Source: RefSeq, a predicted model, not a curated record